UUGUGACCUGUGCGUCUGCCCGCUGCAACAUUUGCUGCCUGGCGUCUUUAUAAUUGUGUCACCCUGUUUUUUUUGAAACACGUGUCUGACAAUAAUUGAAAAUUUUUAAAAAAAUUUCCGAUUGAUCAUGAUAAUCAAAUUAUUAAUUUUCAUUUUUAUCGUAUCGUGGGGAAGAUGCGAACUUUUUUCAACGACACCAAAAACUGUCGAUCUAUCAAAUCUUGGAAUGUUAAAAGAAGACUUUUUCAUGAAAACGCAGCAUGUAGCCGAGAUCUACAAUGCGAAACAUUUAAUACUGCGGGGCAAUAAAUUUGACCGAUUCGUUGAUUGUUCGACAACGCUCAGCAGCUUGCUCACACUCGAUUUAUCUUACAAUAAUUUGGAAAAAUUCUUUUUCCUGUGCCAGAAAGAAUACAAUUUGGAAUCUCUGAAUGUCAGCCACAAUCAAAUUGAAUAUAUUAAUGAUCAAGCUUUAAGCGACAAAAUUAUAAAACUGAAAAUUCUGGAUGUGUCUUACAAUAAUCUUUACGUAGUGAAUGAUACUAUGUUGCAACACAUGAUAAACCUGGAUUUUUUAUCGUUAGCUAGCAACCCUAUUGGAGAAAAUAUCGAUGAGUUUGUUUUCCGAAAUCUAACGAAUCUUAAGCAUCUUAAUUUACGAAACAUAUCAUCGCCUUAUUUUUCUCCAUUAUUAUUUGAACCUCUAUUGAAACUGGAGUUUCUGGACUUAUCAGAUAAUCCCAUAGAAGAUGUACCUCCGUUGCCAUUGGGAUUGAAAGUACUCUACAUCGAUGGAACAAACAUUAUGCAUUUAGGAGCUUUCAUCAUGCCAGAAUUGCACUUUUUGUCGAUAGAACGAUCAGCCAAUCUCACGUCGGUUCUACUUAACAAUUUUGAAAACCUCACCAAAUUAGAAAUUUUAUCCUUGAGCAACUCAAAAAAUCUUGCUGAAAUGCGUUUGAAACCUCAAAUGAACUCAAAUUUACUACCAAGCCUCAAACGAUGUUACUUAGUUAAUUGCUCUAUGGAAACAAUUUCAGCAGAUCUCAAACGCAUCGUGGAAAAAACUGAAGUAUUAGAUUUCCAAAAUAAUCCUUGGAUAUGUGAUUGUCGAUUAACAUGGCUCGCAGCCAUGAACUUAACAACUGACUUGAAAAAUAAUUUUAGAUGCCAAGCGCCGCUGAAGCAUCGGGGAAAAUUGCUGCACGACGUGCCGAUCGACGAGCUCGAGUGUGACGUACCUCUUCUAUCAAAUCCUACAGUACGUUUUACCCUCUACAUCCUACUCUGGUUCUGCUUGGUGGUACUUCUUCUUAGCCUCGUUGCAGCUUUAUUUGCUUAUUACUGGAAACGUGGUCAUAUAAGACGAUGGAUGAUGAAAAUACGACAUCACGACAAUGACACUGUAAGCUACACCAACGUCGUUGAAAGCAAUCACGAUCUCGUGCGAAUUUUGCCGGAAAACCCCGAACAGUAGUGAUUAUCCUUAAAGAGAUUUUCAGCCAUGGAAAAUGGAUCGAAUUAGGGUUUACGAAAUUAUCACUUUUUCAUUUUUAUCAAUAUUGUAUUAUUAUCUAUUACUUCAGUGGUUGUUUUUACCUUUUUAUACAAAAUAAAUAUUGUGUAGAAAUA
Molecule: messenger RNA, 1632 nt
Organism: Trichogramma pretiosum
Lineage: Eukaryota; Metazoa; Arthropoda; Insecta; Hymenoptera; Trichogrammatidae
Product: leucine-rich repeat-containing protein 4-like
Exons: 4
Coding region: 128-1477 (449 amino acids)
Cellular component (GO): extracellular matrix
Molecular function (GO): protein binding
Source: RefSeq, a predicted model, not a curated record